Messenger RNA from Penicillium malachiteum, 1170 nucleotides. Its product is annotated as biotin synthase. Gene Ontology annotation, molecular function: biotin synthase activity; 2 iron, 2 sulfur cluster binding. The record is from RefSeq and is a predicted model, not a curated record. Gene Ontology annotation, biological process: biotin biosynthetic process. Lineage: Eukaryota; Fungi; Ascomycota; Eurotiomycetes; Eurotiales; Aspergillaceae. Bases 1 to 1170 code for a protein of 389 amino acids. The transcript has 2 exons. Gene Ontology annotation, cellular component: mitochondrion.
AUGUCUCUCAAAUUGCAGAGGUCCCUUCAACGGACCGCUCUGCGGUCUUACGGUACCGUUCAAGCGCCGCCCAGUGCUACUUCACUCGCCAGUCGCAUUCCCAAUGUUCUCGUCGAGGCAACUGCUGCUACUGCACCCCGCAUCAAUUGGACGCGUGAGGAAAUCAGUCAAAUCUACAACACUCCUUUGAACCAGCUCACAUAUGCAUCUCAAGCGGUGCACCGUAAAUUCCAUGACCCAUCGGCAAUUCAAAUGUGCACAUUGAUGAAUAUCAAGACUGGUGGUUGCAGUGAAGACUGCUCAUACUGUGCCCAGUCAUCGAAACACCAAACUGGUCUCAAGGCCACUAAAAUGAGUCCUGUCGACGAUGUUCUCGAGAAAGCCCGUAUGGCCAAGGCCAACGGCAGCACACGAUUCUGCAUGGGUGCCGCCUGGCGUGACAUGCGUGGUCGGAAAACCAGUCUGAAGAACGUCAAGCAGAUGGUUUCCGGAAUUCGAGACAUGGGCAUGGAAGUUUGCGUGACACUGGGUAUGAUCGAUCAGAACCAGGCUAAGGAGCUGAAAGAAGCUGGUUUGACUGCAUACAACCACAACCUCGAUACCUCUCGCGAAUUCUACCCCACCAUUAUCACCACUCGCUCUUACGACGAGCGUCUCCGCACAUUGGACCAUGUGCGCGAUGCUGGCAUUAAUGUUUGCUCUGGUGGUAUUCUUGGACUUGGAGAGACAGAUGAGGACCGUGUGGGUUUGCUGCACACUGUUUCCAGCCUGCCUUCUCACCCCGAAUCUUUCCCUGUUAAUGCUCUCGUCCCCAUCCCGGGAACUCCUCUUGGUGACCGGAAGAUGAUUCCCUUUGACCGUAUCCUCCGUACUGUUGCGACCGCCCGUGUUGUCAUGCCUGGUACUAUUAUUCGUCUUGCGGCUGGUCGCAUUGCGUUGACUGAGGAACAACAGGUUGCCUGCUUCCAAGCUGGUGCCAAUGCUGUGUUCACCGGUGAGAAGAUGUUGACUACCGAUUGCAAUGGAUGGGAUGAGGACCGUGUCAUGUUUGACCGAUGGGGCUACUACCCCAUGAAGAGCUUCGAGAAGCCGAAGGUCCCGGGUGCUCAGACCACUGUGACUCCACCCGCUGAAUCGGAGACUGCUGCGCCGGUCGCAGCUAGCGUAUAG